Bombina bombina (fire-bellied toad) is the source of this 3759-nucleotide messenger RNA. It is a transcript of the gene COL9A1, whose product is annotated as collagen type IX alpha 1 chain. NCBI's taxonomy places the organism in Eukaryota, Metazoa, Chordata, Amphibia, Anura, Bombinatoridae. The transcript is spliced from 38 exons. The record is from RefSeq and is a predicted model, not a curated record. Bases 16 to 2859 code for a protein of 947 amino acids.
AAGAAAGAAGGAACCAUGACAGGCAUAUGGAAAGCACCAUUUGCCAUCUAUUUGUUUAGUUUUCUGGGACCUUUGGUGACUGCUACCAUAGAACAUUAUACAAGAUUUCCUUUCAAUUUAAAAUUUAACCAUGUGCAACAUAAAUGCCCCCCCAUACAGAAUGGGCAAGAUGAUCUUCCAGGCUUUGACCUGAUUUCAAAGUUCCAAAUAGACAAAGCUGCAUCUGUUGGCGCCAUCCAGACAGUGGUUGGCACAUCUCCAUACCAAGUGGCAUAUCAGUUAGGGACAAAGGUUGACUUCAGGAUUUUAACCAGGUACAUAUAUGGUAGUGGGCUGCCAGAAGAAUUUUCCUUUAUGUUCACCUUUCGAAUGAAAGAAAGCACAAGGAACAAAUACUGGAGUAUCUGGCAAAUUGUAGAUGCAAAUGGCAAGCAACAAGCUGCAAUUAAUUUCAAUGGCCCAAAGAAAGCUCUUGAGUUUUCAUACAUAGGAGCCAAUGGACAACUCAACACUAUCAGUUUCUCACAUCUCCCCUUCCUCUUCGAUACCAAGUUCCACAAGGUUCUUUUCAGUGUUGAGAAGAAUAGACUUUCACUUUUUAUUGAUUGUAUCAAAGUGGAUUCAUUCCAGAUGGUUCCUAGAGGCAAAAUUAGCUUGGAUGGAUAUACAAUAUUGGGAAAACUGAAGAGUAACCAUGAAAUAUCUGUCCCGUUUGACCUUCAGUGGAUGUUAAUUCAUUGUGAUCCCCUGAGACCCCAAAGGGAGUCGUGCACUGAACUUGAGGCUAGAAGAGCGGUAAGUUAUACCAUGGCUACGUUUGCCUGGGGUGGAGGGGCCCUACGACUGGUGUGGGUCCUACAGAUACUCAGCAUCUGCUUGGCUCAAAGAGGACCCCCCGGACCUCCCGGACCAGUUGGCCCCCCUGGAUCUUCAGGUGUUCCUGGCAUUGAUGGCAUAGAUGGUGACAGAGGUCCAGAUGGUCCACCAGGGCCACCGGGCCCAGAUGGGGAUCCAGGCAGACCAGGAUCUCCCGGAUUACCAGGCGAGCCAGGAGCUGAUGGAUUAACUGGACCUGAAGGAUCGAAUGGACCCGCCGGAUCAAGAGGUCAAAAAGGUGAACCAGGCCUGCCAGGAUCUCGUGGCCUCUCAGGUGGAGGAGUUUCUGGUCCACGGGGUACACUAGGUGCUCCUGGACUCCCUGGAGAAUUAGGCCGCAUUGGUCCAGUGGGUGAUGAAGGCGCAAGAGGACCUCCAGGACCUCCAGGACCACCGGGACCAAGGGGUACCGUUGUACAUGAUGGGGAUCCACUGUGUCCAAAUGCCUGCCCUCCAGGUCGUCCGGGAUAUCCAGGUUUGGCUGGAAUGAAGGGUCAUAAAGGUGUAAAAGGAGAAGCUGGCGAACCAGGAAAACAAGGUCAUAAGGGAGAAGAAGGUGAACAAGGAGCUGUUGGUGAUAUAGGGACCCAAGGACCGCCUGGACCGCAAGGUCUAAGGGGUAUCACUGGCGUCAUGGGUCAUAAAGGCAGCAAGGGUGGUCGUGGAACUGACGGAGAACCUGGUCCUCGGGGUAUUGCUGGUGCGACUGGUGAUCAAGGCCAGAGAGGUGGUGUAGGAGAAGCUGGGCCAAAAGGUGACCGAGGCACCCAAGGACCAAGGGGCAUAACAGGAAUGCCUGGAUCCAAAGGAGAGUCAGGAUUGCCUGGUGUCAAUGGCCGCGAUGGCAUCCCUGGAAUGCCAGGAACAAAAGGUGACUCUGGAGAACCUGGAGCUCCCGGAGAAGCAGGAGUGCAAGGUUUACCUGGUUUGCCAGGAAAUCCAGGUGCAAAAGGAACUGCUGGGGAGAAGGGUAACUCUGGUUCUCCUGGAGUAGCUGGACUCAUGGGAAAUUCUGGUAAACCUGGUGAUCAAGGUCCUGCAGGAGAAGUUGGCCCAAUUGGACCUAUGGGGCCCUCAGGUGCAAGAGGAGAGACUGGUCCUAUUGGACCCCCUGGACCACCUGGGAAACAAGGUCCUCUGGGAGAUCCUGGAUUUAUUGGCCUUCCUGGUCCACCUGGUCUUCCUGGAUUGAAAGGCGACAGGGGUGGCGUUGGAGAGAAUGGACCAAAAGGUGAGCAGGGAAGCGCUGGAGAAGAAGGGUUUGGAGGAGAAAAGGGUGAACAAGGUGAUAUCGGAAAUCCUGGUGCUAAGGGAUCUACUGGAAGCCCUGGAGAACCUGGUAACCGUGGUAAAGAAGGAAGCCGGGGACAACCUGGAGUAGAAGGCCCUCAAGGAUCCUCUGGACCUCGUGGAAUGCAGGGUGAACACGGUGCCCCUGGACUGCCUGGAAGUCAGGGCCCACCAGGCAAAGAACCAACAGAUCCGCACAUUAAGCAAGUCUGCAUGAGAGUUUUGCAAGAACAGUUAGCUAACUUGGCUGCCAGUUUACGAAGGCCUGAAUCUGGGGCUGCUGGUUUACCGGGAAGGCCAGGACUACCAGGGCCACCAGGGCCACCAGGUGAUAAUGGUUUACCUGGACAUCUUGGUGCCAGAGGACUUCCUGGACUCAAAGGUCCAAAUGGUGAGAUUGGACUUAAAGGUCCAAAAGGUGACACAGGAGAGAGAGGAGAAAGGGGAUUACCAGGAAGAGGUCCAAAGGGAUUUCCAGGACUGCCAGGUCUUACAGGUGAACCAGGUAAACCAAGUUAUGGUCAGGAUGGACGUGAUGGAGAAAGAGGUCCACCUGGUCCCGGUGGGCAGCCUGGCAUUCCCGGACCUCCUGGGCCUCCUGGGCACGCUGGAUACUGUGAUCCUUCCUCAUGCAGCCUUCAAGCCAUUGCAGCUCCUCAGUCAGCUAAAGAUUCUAAUGAGAAAGGGCCUUGAACUGUUUCUUACCUGUCAUUGUCUGCCCUCGCAAGUGACAUCACAGAAUGAAUUCAAAGGAAAAAUGUUACCAACAAAGCUCAUUCAUUCUGCACAGCAGACAUUAACAUAAUGUGUGUAUGUGGUAAAGAAAAAAAGAAACUCCAAAAUUUGGAAAUGAUGGUGCUCACACAAUAUUACAAGAAGACCUCCAUAAUGCCCAUGCGGUAACACAUAAAGAAUAAUUGUUCAAAUAAACAUUUUAUAUUGCUACUUUUCUGAGUCAAACGGAUACAUGUAAAGGAAGAAGAUAUGUGUGUUGCUUUUACUUCAACUUUUAACCACCGCCUUACAAGUGUUAAAAACCCAAUGAAUAUGUUCUAGAAAAGAUAAAUUGUCUAUGUAUUAUAUUGUAUACUUAAGAGAAAUCUAAUGUCAGGCAGCAUUGAUAUAAAAAUAAAACUGAGCAUGCUGCAUAUCAAACACAGCAAGGAUUCUGCCCUCUUUGCUGAUAAGAGCUGCAAGUGAAGACUGAUGUUUCCCAUAAACCUUUAGGUGCUUUUUAUCCAAUCACUGUGAUUUAAUUUCUGUAAAAGAAAGGAUAGAUAUUCAUGUAAAAUAUGUCACUCUGAAACUAACCUAUGAUGUAAAUCUCUGUAAAUGUGUUAUGUGGGAUAUUCUGACAAGUGAUAUGUCAGCAGAAUUUAGUGUAAUUAGACAACCUGUACCAGUCAUUGUGUGUAUGAAAUGUGCGCCAUCCAACACCUCAACUGUGUGACAUCAGCAAUACAAUGUGAUGAAAGUGAUGAGAUUUUUUUUUUUAAUAUCCAGAAAUAAAAAUCGUUUGAUAGCUGAGAAUAUUUAUUUUCAUGUGGCAUUUCUGGUUGUACAAAAAAGGAAGAAAUAAAUACUGUUUCGUAA